UUUCUGAUUUUUUCUUCUCUGCUGUUUUCUUUCAAAAAUUUGAUGGGUUUUCUUUCUGGGUAGUGCUUGAUUGGAUGUAGUAGUUGUAUUAAUUGUGGAGGCAUUGGUAGUUGUGAAGUUUGACUAGCUUUUUUCUUGGAGUAUUAAGUAAUGGUUUCCUAUCAAGUAAUUGGACGGCAAGGUUGGGGUUUUGUGCUUGGUUUUUACUUAGUUAUUAUGUGAUAUACGCUGUAAUUACUCCAAUUUCAUGAACCCAGUUGCCAAAUUAGGGUUUUUGAUGUGUUUGUGAGAUUGUUUUUGUUGCGGUAAUGGGAGUGGACCACAUGAGACUAUCCUAUCUUGUUAGGGUUUUUGAUUUUUAUUUUGAUGAUGAAGGAAGAUAAAGAGUUCUUGAUGUCUAUCUUCCAUUUCUUUUGUUUCUGAUCUUUUUGCUUCUGUUUUCUGUAAAAAUUGAUGCUUUUGGUUCUGGGUAGUGUUGGUCUCGUCGGAUGUAUGCAAACUUUGUGAGAAACUUGUGCUUGAUUGGAUGUUGUAGUUGUACUACUUGUGGAGGCAUUGGUAGUUGUAAAUUUUGACUAGCUUUUUUUCUUGGUUAUUAUUUAAUGGUUUCCUAUCAAGUAAUUGGACUUCAAGGUUAGGUGUAUUUUUUUGGGGUUAAAUGUAGAUUUUAUAGCGAAAGCAGACCUUACAAAAUACAUCAAGGGCAUCCCCUUAGCAACAACCAGCAGCUACACAAACAUUAGACAAAGAACUAGCCUGAUCAACAGUGUAGGAGAUAGUUUCCAAGCAUUACACAAAGUUAGAUUUUUCUGCAAGAUUAGGGUUGUUAACUUGGUUCGGGCUUUUUAGGUUAUUAUGUGGUAUGCCCUGUAAUGACUCCAAUUCCAUGAACCCAGUUUCUUAGCAAAUUAGGGUUUUUGAUGUGUUUGUGAGAUUGGUUUUAUUGCAGUACUUGGGGUGGACCACAUGAGACUAUCCUAUCUUUUGUUAGGAAAUAAGAUUUCUGCAUGCCAGGGGGAAGGGAAAAGGACAAGGGGAAGCAAAAGGAGGUGUUUGUAAGCCGUAUGUGUUAAUCAGUGAUCACUGUUGAAAUUAAUUUUCAGCAAGAACCAGUUGAUGAGAUUAAGGGAGUGGGAGGAAGUAUUGACGUUCUUUGAGGCACGUGUACGGCGAAAUUUGCGAUUGAUGUUUUGUGUUUACUUGUGUGUUUGGAGUACAUGUCAACUUUGUUAGUUAGUCCUAGUCUGUCUAAGAUGGAGUUAAUGAUGUUGGAAGCUAGCGCUUGGGUGGAUGUAAUUGUGUUACUUGGGGAUAGUGAAAGUAAAUUUUCUGGUUAAUCCGUUCACGAAAGAGCUAGUUGUAACUUGAACCCCCGUAACCUAUUUGCUAAGCCAAAGGCAGAACAUUAAACACCAUGGGAAAUUAUGACGGUGGCCUUCGCCCUUACCUACCUAGUUUAGCCUUUAGGUGCUGAUUUUGAUAUGGUAAUGAUGAAUGAAAUUGAAUUUGUUUCCCUAAUUGGAGGGUUACACUGGGCUCUUGUUGAGUGAUUACCCUUUUUGGGUUGGAUAUCAGUCGGGUUGGAUUGGGGGUGGGGGCGAAUGGAUUCGUUUGAGAGGUGAUACUCUUUCUUUGGAAGAUGAGAUUUCUGCAGCUUAGAAAGGGGAAAAAAAGAGUUUACUAUCAGCUUAAAUUCUUUAAUAUCAGUUGGCCAAACUCUUUACCUAGAAUUUACUAUCAGCUUAGAAUCCUUAGAUUCAUGCAACAAAUCGUCAAAUUAGGUAAUCCUUGCCCUUUCACCAAAUUGCAUGCUGGGGGAACAAGAACACAAAAUAGACACGCCAAGGGGCAUGUCUGAUGGGUGUCCCGGUGUGUGCAUGCAACAUGCAUCGGACACCGAAAGGUGCCUAGAAAGUACAAAAUUGUUUAAUUCGUUUUGUUUUUUGGGUGAAGAAAUUGCUUUGGUACUUGCUCCAGAAAGCAACUGGAGUGUUACAUAGUUCUCACCUAGAAGAUGUACUGUUUUUCAACCUUGAAAUCCAUUGUCUAAGGACUUGAAGAUCAGGAUUGAAGAAGGUGGUAAAAUGACACUUUUGUAGAUGUUUUCCAUUCACAAGUUUGAGAUUAUUGGUGGUGUCAUAAGAAAAUUAGGAGUUCAUGACCUAAUUAUGACGGUUGACUAUUUAAUUUUGAAGACUAUUGUUUUGAUGUUGUGUACCAUCAUUGACAUGAUUACAGGUGCUAUAUUUUCCAUUUGUAUAACCAAACCAAACCAAACCCAACCAAGCCAAGCUUGUGUUCCAACCAAUAUAUGGUUGACCAAGAAUAUUUGAUGGAAGAUGAUUGAAGAGAUGGAUAAAAUGGCUGCUGCUGCUCCAUCAUCAGAGCUGGCUCAAAGACUUUAUGACAAGAAUAUAGAGUUGGAGAAUAGGCGUCGUAGGUCGGCUCAGGCAAGAGUCCCUUCAGAUCCAAAUGCCUGGCAACAGAUGCGUGAAAACUAUGAAGCAAUUAUACUGGAGGACCAUGCAUUUUCCGAGCAGCACAAUAUCGAAUAUGCUCUGUGGCAGCUUCAUUAUCGGCGAAUUGAGGAAUUCAGAGCACACUUUAGUGCUGCUUUAGCUUCAAAGGGUUCCAGCACAUCUCAGGUUGUAAAGGCUCCCCCUCGACCUGAUCGAAUUAGUAAAAUACGUGUGCAGUUCAAAACUUUCCUUUCUGAAGCGACUGGAUUUUACCACGAUUUAAUUCUGAAAAUUAGAGCAAAAUAUGGGCUUCCUCUUGGUCAUUUUCCUGAAGAUUCAGGGAAUCAAAUUACCAUGGAGAAAGAUGGGAGGAAAUCUACUGAGAUGAAGAAAGGUUUGAUAUCUUGUCAUCGUUGUUUGAUAUAUCUUGGUGACCUUGCACGUUAUAAAGGAUUAUAUGGCGAGGGGGAUUCCAAAAGUCGUGAUUAUACAGCAGCUUCGAGUUAUUACAUGCAAGCUGUGUCUCUUUGGCCAUCAAGUGGGAAUCCCCAUCACCAGCUUGGUAUUUUGGCGACCUAUUCUGGGGACGAGUUAAUGGCAGUGUACCGUUAUUUUCGGAGUCUCGCUGUGGAUAGUCCCUUUCCAACUGCAAGGGAUAACUUGAUUGUUGCGUUUGAAAAGAAUCGUCAGAGUUACUCUCAGCUGCAUGGCGAUACAAAAGCUUCUGCUAUUGGUGAAUCACCUGUGCAGAAGAAUGUCAAAGGAAGUGGGAAAGUGGAGGCAAAACUCCAAUCUAAGGAUGCCAAUGUUGGUAACAGCCUUGCAGCAGAAACGACCGUUAACAGUGACCUAUACAAAGUUUUUUGCACUCGAUUUGUUCGUCUAAAUGGCAUUCUUUUCACACGCACUAGCUUGGAAACAUUUGCAGAAGUUCUUUCUCUGGUUAGCCAUUCUUUGAAUGAGCUUCUUUCAUGUGGGCCGGAAGAAGAGCUGAAUUUUGGCAAAGAUGCUGUUGAGAGUGGACUUACCAUUGUUCGACUUAUCUCUGUUCUUGUAUUCACUAUUCACAAUGUGAACAGAGGUGGUGAAGGUCAGACUUAUGCGGAUAUUGUGCAACAUAAGCUUGUGCUUCAGAAUGCAGUUACUGCAGCUUUUGAGUUAGUAGGGCACAUGAUGAAGAAAUGUGCACAGCUGCGUGACCCUUGUUCAAGUUACCUGUUUCCUGGAAUUCUUGUUUUCGUAGAAUGGUUGGCUUGUUCCCCUGAUGUUGCCACAUUAAGCGAAAUAGACAAUAAGCAAACAACCGUUGGAUCAUUAUUCUGGAACCAUUGCACAUCUCUCUUCAAUAAGCUUCUAGCAAGUAGGCUGGUUGUCAUGGAUAAUGAAGAUGAUACCUGUUUUUUGAAUAUGGCUACCUAUGAGGAAGGGGGAACGGAAAACCGGUUUGCUUUGUGGGAGGACUUUGAGUUGAGAGGAUUCUUGCCUCUUCAACCUGCACAAAGUAUUUUGGACUUUUUGGGGAAACGUUACAUGGGGGGUGAUGGAAACAAAGAGAAAACUGCUCGUGUUAAAAGGAUUUUAGCAGCAGGAAAGGCUCUAUCAAAUGUAGUUAAGGUUGACCAAAAAUUAAUGUUUUUUGAUGCGAAGCUGAAGAAAUUUAUUUUUGGAGUUGAACCUCCAAAGGCAGAUGUUUUGACGCGCACACCCUUUUUGGGCGGCCCUAAUUCAUAUGAUUUGAGUAAGCUUCCUACAGAGACUGCAAAAGAUGCCAAUUUUGUGCAGCCAAAAUCACAAUUUCAUGAAGAGGAGGAUGAAGAGAUCGUUUUCAAGCCAACAGCAACGGAAAACCGGAGUGAUUUGUCUGUUCCAAAAGAUUUUGUCUCUGUAACAGCUCAUCACGAUGAUCUUCCCCAGCAGAAUGCUUUUGAUGCAGUUUUGCUUCCGCCUGUUUUAGUUGCCAAUGGUUUCCUACAGCAUCCUCAACCAAUUCAAUCACACUCUUCAAUGUGGUUGGGCCAACAAGCUUCUCUUGCUAAUGGCUUGAGAAAUUUGCACAUCUCGGAAAAUGGACAUGGAAUGAAACCUGGAUUGCAAGAAGAUACAGCCAUUUCACACCAUUAUUCACUUUCGCUCCCCGUCCAACAAUCUGUCAAUGCGAAUGCAAGUGCUAUAUCUUAUAGUCAGGCAGAAAGGGGAACACAAUCCAAGAUUGACCUUUUUGCACCUUCUGCAGUUACCUCUGGCAGUUUUGCUGUAAAUACAUCCUCAGCAUUUGCAGCAAGUUCGAGAAAAAGUCCGGUAAAACGACCUGUAAGGCAUGUUGGCCCUCCACCUGGUUUUAACUCUGUCCCUCCUAAAUCAGAAAAUGAGCCCGUUUCUGGGUCAGAUUUGGUGCCUCAUAAAAAUAUCUCUGCGGAUAACUAUGGCUGGUUGGAUGGAUAUAAGUUGCCCAUACCAAUGGAGGGCUUGGGGCUUAAUCUAUCUUCUAACUACUCCGUGGGGACAAGUAGUUUUCCCUUUCCUGGAAAACAAGUUCCACCAAUGCAGUUUCCCGAGGAAAAUCAGAAGGGCUGGGAGAAUAUCCAUUCUCUAGAACAAUUAAAUUUGCAACAAGAACAACUGCGUCUGCAGCAACUCAGGAAUGGAAGUCAGCAGUUUAUUCCACCUACUGAGCAAUAUCAUGGGCAGUCCAUAUGGGGAGGUCAUUACCCAGUGUGAAUCAUUGGUAGAGCAGCAUCAUAUGGUCCUUGAGAAUGUCUGAUGGAUGUCCUGUGUCUUGCUGCUACCAUUUUUAUUCUCCAACUUGGCGGACCUAUCAAUUUUCAGUUUUUACGGUUGGAGCAUGGUGGUGUUAGCUUAUUGCGGGCUCUUGCUAUUUGACAAAUUGCGCUGGGCUUGAGGCCGGAGGAAGCAAACAACUGCUCUAUCUAAAUCCUGUCCGCAGAGAUACAAUAGGCGGUAAUCCACGGAUGUUGGGGCUUGUCUCAAGCAGUUGGGUUCGAAUUGUGUACAACAUGAUUCUGGACUAGUUUGUUAGUCUGGUUGUCGGAUCGUCGUUUGUGCGUCUUGAUCGGUUCUUUGGAAGCUGUUACGGUGUUACCAUAGUCAUCUUGGAACUGAUAAUGCAUGACAUUUACCCAUCCAGUUCUUCCCCAGAAAACUUCAGCUGGUUGAUACCUGGUAUGUUGCUAAGAGCCUAAGAUUGAGUUGGGUGUAUAUCUGAGCAUGAAGUGGCUAUAUAAAGAUAACUAUUAUAUGCGUAGUUUUAUUCAAAUGGUCGAAAACAUGUUAUUCGUCUGAAUCAUCUUAAACUGCUUUUGUUUGGUUAUGCUCAAUUUUCUAGUUUGAUGACUGGUACAAUAAGGAAAUGAUUUGUGGAGUAUAUCUGCUAUUUCAGUUUCCCUUUGAUUUGAA
Molecule: messenger RNA, 5873 nt
Organism: Rhododendron vialii
Lineage: Eukaryota; Viridiplantae; Streptophyta; Magnoliopsida; Ericales; Ericaceae
Product: nonsense-mediated mRNA decay factor SMG7-like
Exons: 8
Coding region: 2340-5177 (945 amino acids)
Biological process (GO): nuclear-transcribed mRNA catabolic process, nonsense-mediated decay
Cellular component (GO): telomerase holoenzyme complex
Molecular function (GO): telomerase RNA binding; telomeric repeat DNA binding; protein binding
Source: RefSeq, a predicted model, not a curated record